This is a messenger RNA of Purpureocillium lilacinum, 498 nucleotides long. The record is from RefSeq and is a predicted model, not a curated record. NCBI's taxonomy places the organism in Eukaryota, Fungi, Ascomycota, Sordariomycetes, Hypocreales, Ophiocordycipitaceae.
AUGACUGCUCCUUCCAUGAGCCCUCAGGCAAGUCUCGAUAAGAAAGUGUCUCUUUGCGACACAUGUCAGGGCUUACUAGGGAAGGGUCGGACUCCGACGACGAACGUGCCGGGCCGUUGUGCGACAGUCAACCGGGGACAUCGCCCAGUCACUCCCCAGUGGUGCCGUCGCACGCUCGGGAGUCGACCGAGGGAGACACUACAGGACGGGACAGCGUCGCAAGCCGGAUGUACCGACGAGGCCACAGGCGUCGCUACCACAGUGAAGUCGCUAUUUUGCGUCGUUCGUCCCCUGCUCCAAACAUCAUCGGCGGUGUGUGGUGAUGUCUUGGAUCGCCACGGACGGGGCUUCAGGGAGCCGAGUGAACGGCGACAGGGGUGGGGUGUGGGCGUGUCUUGCCCUGCACGGCCAGUCGCGCGCGCUCCGUGGUCGUUUUUGCUCGCAUCUUUUCCCCCCGGGUUGACAAGUCGGGCCGGUGCAACCAACACGGCCUCGUAG